This is a messenger RNA of Culex pipiens pallens (northern house mosquito), 718 nucleotides long. RefSeq lists its product as uncharacterized. NCBI's taxonomy places the organism in Eukaryota, Metazoa, Arthropoda, Insecta, Diptera, Culicidae. The record is from RefSeq and is a predicted model, not a curated record. The transcript is spliced from 4 exons. Bases 190 to 699 code for a protein of 169 amino acids.
CGGUAGCGCGUUAUCGCGACAAGAGAUCACAAUAACAGGGAAGGUAAUUAAAAAGUGAUUCUUCGAUGCGCGAAUACUCGUGCUCGUGAAACUAUCCGGCUAGUACUUGGUCACCGUUGGGCGCGAUAUGGUGCGGCGUCGUCACUGUUUCAAAACUAGCGUAUCGUAAGUUAAUCCCUCUUUGCAAACAUGGUCAGUGGGGUAGGGUUUAUUAUAUCGCCGGCGGGGAUCUUGAAGAUUAUAUCACUGCUGUGCAUGAUCAUAGGAGGAUUGAUAUUCGUUACACUCGGAGAUUGCAAUGAAUCACAGUUUUGGGCCAUCGCCUACGUCACCACGACGACCUCGAGUGCCGCGCUCGCGUUCCUUUCGUACGCUCUGUACGCGCUCGACCUGAUUAAAUCGACAACCGCCCUCAAAGUGCAGCACAUCGCCGAGAUAACGGUGGCGUACGUAAUAUUCCUGCUGCUCAUGAUAGUCUCCAUCGUGAUGAUGACCCAGUGCACGGGCAAGAAGGUCCCCAUUGACCACAUUCCGGAGCCCCUUACGAUAUCCGGCGCGAUACUGUUGGCGAUCGGUGGGACGCUUCUGUUUCUGGACUGGCGCUCGAAGGAGCGCGUCGACGACAUCCAGAUGAACAUUCCGCGGUCACCGGGACAGCGCACCAAUCCGCACCUCUCGCGAAAGUCGAUUCUCGUUUAAAGCGUGUACGAUUUUAUAU